AUGGGAUAUGCCACGCCGCCAACGCUCAACACCCGCUCGUUCCCGACGCUUGUUGCUCGUGCUCUGACAAUAGAUGUAGAUGAGGAACGAUGCGAAGACUGGCCGUGUGACGACGUAUCCACGAACCUGGGGGGUUCUUGCUACAUCUAUGCAUACAACGACGACGAUGACGAUGGCGAGGGAAGGAGGCUCAGCAGCUCUUCUUCCAUGGCCGAAUGUAGCGACGACACGUGUUGCCAACGUGAGAGACGGGUAUCCACCGAUCCCAAUACAGCAACGGCAACAUGCUUUUCAAGUUCAUUUGGUUUUAGCGCACGACGCACAUUGAGCAGUGAACCUUUCUUCUUGAUGGUGCGGGUGACAACACCAGCUGCUAUAUGCGACUGUUUUUUGCCGCGUACCACCCACCUCCCCAACAUCUGCGGAUCCGCGUCGACACAAGCCAUCGACUAUACGUGCGACUCGUUCGUGGAUGCGGAGAGCGGUGCAAGCUUGUGUCCAUCCGGGUUCAGUGCUAUCGCCAAUGCCGAAAACGUCUCGUGCGGCGUCGGAGAGGAGUGUGACGAGGCGACGUGCUGCAAAAAUGAUGUGGAGCUUAUGUGCGACUCGUUCGUGGAUGCGGCGAGCGGUGCAAGCUUGUGUCCAUCCGGGUUCAGUGCUAUCGCCAAUGCCGAGAGCAUCUCGUGCGGCGUCGGAGAGGAGUGCGACGAGGCGACAUGCUGCGAAGAAGAUGUGGAGCUUAUGUGCGACUCGUUCGUGGAUGCGGCGAGCGGUGCAAGCUUGUGUCCAUCCGGGUUCAGUGCUAUCGCCAAUGCCGAGAGCAUCUCGUGCGGCGUCGGAGAGGAGUGCGACGAGGCGACAUGCUGCGAAGAAGAUGUGGAGCUUAUGUGCGACUCGUUCGUGGAUGCGGCGAGCGGUGCAAGCUUGUGUCCAUCCGGGUUCAGCGCUAUCGCCAAUGCCGAGAGCAUCUCGUGCGGCGUCGGAGAGGAGUGUGAGGAGGCGACGUGCUGCGAAGAAGAUGCCACACAACCGCCCACGAUGGCCCCGGAGUACACAUGCGAUUCGUACUUGAACGAUCUUGGCGACACGUUGUGCCCGGCUGGAUUGUCUCCGGUUGGUGGUGAAGUCACGUGUGGUGUCGACGGUGGUUGCGACGAUUCCACAUGCUGCGUAGAAGACACACCGAGCCCAAGCCCUGCGCCCACUCCGGCGCCUUUCGUGGCGCCAACACCGAGACCGAUCUUCACCGAACCACCGUUGACCCCCGCCCCUACCCGCGAUUCACGGAGGCCAAGUCCUGCGCCCACUCCGGCGCCUUUCGUGGCGCCAACACCGAGACCGAUCUUCACCGAACCACCGUUGACCCCCGCCCCUACCCGCGAGGAAACCCCUGCCCCUUCGCCGGGGGAGACUGUUCCACCUGUGUCGGAGCAAACCCUUCCACCUUUGCCGGAGCCAACUAUGCCCCCUACCCUCUCGCAAACAGCCCCACACAUUCCGUUCCAAACCCCGUCACCGAUUUCUGAGGAAACCCUUCAGCCUUCACCUGGGGAGACUAUGUCACCUGUGUUUGACCGGACCCUUCCACCUGCGCCCGAGUCAAGUGUGCCACCUACCCUCUCGCAAACGGCCCCUCCCGUAGCAUUCCAAACCCUGUCACCGAAUUCAGAGGAAACGUUUCCUCCUUCGCCGGGGGAGACUAUGUCAUCUAUGUUUGACCGCACCGUUCCACCUGUGCCCAAGUCAAGUGUGCCACCUACCCUUUCUCAAACGACCCCGCCCGUACCUUCCCCAUCCCUGGCACCAAUGUCAGAGGAAACCCUCCCCCCUUCGCCUGGGGAGACUAUGUCACCUGUGUUUGACCGGACCGGUCCACCUGUGCCCGAGUCAGGUGUGCCACCUACCCUCUCGCAAACGGCCCCUCCCGUAGCAUUCCGAACCUUUUCACCGAAUUCUGAGGAAACUCUUCAGCCUUCACCUGGGGAGACUAUGUCACCUGUGUUUGACCGCACCUUUCCACCUGUUGCGCCCGAGUCAAGUGUGCCACCUACCCUCUCGCAAACGACCCCUCCCGUAGCAUUCCAAACCCGGUUACCGAAUUCAGAGGAAACCUUUCCCCCUUCGCCUGGGGAGACUAUGUCAUCUAUAUUUGACCGCACCUUUCCACCUGUGCCCGAGUCAAGUGUGCCACCUACCCUUCCUCAAACGACCCCGCCCAUACCGUCCCCAUCCCUGGCCCCCAUGUCAGAGGAAACCCUCCCCCCUUCGCCUGGGGAGACUAUGUCACCUGUGUUUGACCGGACCGGUCCACCUGUGCCCGAGUCAGGUGUGCCACCUACCCUCUCUCAAACGGCCCCUCCCGUAGCAUUCCGAACCCUUUCACCGAAUUCUGAGGAAACUCUUCAGCCUUCACCUGGGGAGACUAUGUCACCUGUGUUUGACCGCACCUUUCCACCUGUUGCGCCCGAGUCAAGUGUGCCACCUACCCUCUCGCAAACGACCCCUCCCGUAGCAUUCCAAACCCUGUCACCGAAGUCAGAGGAAACCUUUCCCCCUUCGCCUGGGGAGACUGUGUCACCUAUGUUUGACCGCACCUUUCCACCUGUGCCCAAGUCAAGUGUGCCACCUACCCUUUCUCAAACGACCCCGCCCAUACCUUCCCCAUCCCUGGCACCAAUGUCAGAGGAAACCCUCCCCCUUUCGUCCGGGGAGACUAUCUCACCUGUGUUUGACCGGACCCUUCCACCUGUGCCCGAGUCAAGUGUGCCACCUACCCUCUCGCAAACAGCCCCUCCCGUAGCAUUCCGAACCCCUUCACCGAAUUCUGAGGAAACUCUUCAGCCUUCACCUGGGGAGACUAUGUCACCUGUGUUUGACCGCACCUUUCCACCUGUUGCGCCCGAGUCAAGUGUGCCACCUACCCUCUCGCAAACGACCCCUCCCGUAGCAUUCCAAACCCGGUUACCGAAUUCAGAGGAAACCUUUCCCCCUUCGCCUGGGGAGACUAUGUCAUCUAUAUUUGACCGCACCUUUCCACCUGUGCCCGAGUCAAGUGUGCCACCUACCCUUCCUCAAACGACCCCGCCCAUACCGUCCCCAUCCCUGGCCCCCAUGUCAGAGGAAACCCUCCCCCCUUCGCCUGGGGAGACUAUGUCACCUGUGUUUGACCGGACCCUUCCACCUGUGCCCGAGCCGCCUGUGCCGGGACAAACGCCGGUUCCGCAAUCAGCCGUCGACACACUUAGUCCUGCGGUUCAGACCCCAAGCCCGGCAGUUACUGUUGCACCUGGAGCGACGGCAUCCCCUGAAGCUACUAUGGCGCCGAUCACCACCAUCGCACCAGGAACUACCCUUGCACCCGGUGAAACGUGGGCCCCGGCCCUCACGAUUCGAACACCGUCUCCUGGAGCAACGUCUACCCCCGGGGCCACGGCUUCCCCUGGAGCUACUAUGGCCCCGAUCACCACCAUCGCACCAGGAACUACCCUUGCACCCGGUGAAACGUGGGCCCCGGCCCUCACGAUUCGAACACCGUCUCCUGGAGCAACGUCUACCCCCGGGGCCACGGCUUCCCCUGGAGCUACUAUGGCCCCGAUCACCACCAUCGCACCAGGAACUACCCUUGCACCCGGUGAAACGUGGGCCCCGGCCCUCACGAUUCGAACACCGUCUCCUGGAACAACGUCUGCGCCCGGGGCCACGGCUUUCCCUGGAGCUACUGUGGCGCCGAUCACCACCAUCGCACCAGGAACUACCCUUACACCCGGUGAAACGUGGGCCCCUGCCCUCACGAUUCGAACACCGUCUCCUGGAGCAACGUCUAUCCCCGGGGCCACGGCUUCCCCUGGAGCUACUAUGGCGCCGAUCACCACCAUCGCACCAGGAACUACCCUUGCACCCGGUGAAACGUGGGCCCCGGCCCUCACGACUCGAACACCGUCUCCUGGAACAACUUCUGCUCCCGGGGCCACGGCUUCCCCUGGAGCUACUCCUGCACCUUCGGGUAGCACUGGAGAGGUAGAAAGCCCUGGGACAAUAGCCGCUGGAGCGGUGUCAAUUUUUGCCCUGAUCGGCAUAAUGGUGGUGUCCACCGGCAGCAUCGUCAGGUCGAACCACGGCAAUGGGUCAGUGUCAUCUGCCGGCGGAGCGGGGGGAGCAUCUGCGGAUGGCUCCCGCGGCCUUGUGGACACGGCUGGUGCUAUAGCGCCCGUUGGUGAGACAGGCGAAGGGGAUAGCCCCCCCCGCGUCAGCCACCGCAGGCCUUCGGCGACUUUGGCGUUCGUGCUCAUGACGCAACUCCAGUUUCUUGCGAUGCUGUCGCUGGUUGACUAUGUCGUGAGCCAAGGUUCCUGGCUCGCCGACUUCGUCGUCGGUCUCAGAUGGAUCAAUCUGUGGUGGCCAGCGGACAUCGGCGAAGACAUCGCCUCCGACGGGUGCAUCUUCGAAACUGGGGCAAGUGAAAUCGGCGCCUUGGUAUUCGUGGGCAAUCUUGCGCUGGUGCUAGGCAUUCUCCUUGCCAUAUUCUUCCUUCACGUGGCGGUGGUGUCCGGAGCAGAGGCACUCUGGUUGACGAAGAAACGCGCCCGAGAGAACCUAGACGGAGCACGCCGUCGUAACACCCCUAUCAGUGAGCUGCUGGCGCGAUUCAGGGGCGGAAGGAUAAUACGCCAGACGAACCCGGGUCUCACCGAUCCCAGUCCGUUCGCCUCUAGAAACCCAUCCCUUGUACGUGAUGGGUCACAGAGAACUGACGAGGAGGAAGGAGGGCGAGAAUUGGUGCCCAUGUGCAGCGAGAAUCGGCUGAGCCCGGUGGCGAUGUGCCGGGAGCACUCGACAUCGGCCUGGCUCCAUUUCCCGCACGUGGAACUAGUGUUCCUGUUUUUCGCGUUCGAGGGGGCCGUGGCGUCGUUCGCGUCUGCCAUUCGGAACUCUGAGUGCCCAGAGAUGUUUUACACGGCAAUAGCAGCGAUGGUCUUGUACCCGCUGUUGAUGUUCGCGACGGUCGUCCGCACUCUGUUCGUCCGGGUUCGUCCCGACGAGCUGCUGAUAUUCAAGACGUACGACGAAGACGGCACCAACGGCAACACACCCAACGGCAGAGGUGGCUUCCUGUCCCGUUUCAAGAGCAGCUGGGCCGAGAACUACAGCCUCUUUUCCUGGGCAGACAAGGGGCAGUGGGAGACAGUUCAAACGCCGAAUCGCAACAUCACAAGAGAGGGCGACUGGUUCCGGAUCGGGUUCGAGCCGGUAUUUGUUGACUAUACCAAGCGGGGCACUUGGUUCAUUGUGAUCUCGCUUGUGGAGUGGGCCUCCAUCGCCUUGGUCGGGGUUAUGAUAGACAACAGCUACGUGCAGCUUCUUCUGUUCUGUGGCCUACAGUCGGCGAUGUUUCUCAUCCUUGUGUGCCUCAAGCCUUUUGCGAACAGUGUGAUCAACGGUAUUGGGGCAUGCAUCGUGGCCAUCGAUGCCGUCUGCACGGGAUUAUUGGCGGUUGCAGCCCUCAAGUGGGAGGGGACGAGCAGAGCGACAGAUGUGAACUCUGCAGUCGGUGUUCUACAGAUAGUCUCGCUCUGCGCUCUGGUAAUUCCAGUGUACUUGGACGCUGUAACAAUCGUGAUGGGAGCUAUUCGCAAGCGCAUACGAAAAGCCUUGGGCAAGACCGGGCAGCAGUUGACAGGCGAAAGUCCGGAAGCCCGAGACUACAUUCGCACCUUCACCCGACGGCAGUGGUGUGGGACGUGGUGCGCCAUGUUGAGGCACAAUGUCUUUGCCUGCGCGAGAGAUACUCGUGACGGCGUUCGCAAACCCCACCUCCUCACAGCUGCUCGUUCGGGACCGUACCCUCCGUUGGACAAGAGCAUUGGGCCGGACGGGACGGAAGGCGACGGUGGUCCACCCCGCCGCCCGAGUUUCAACGCUAUCGGCACUGUGCACACCCCUGUUGUCGUUAGUGGCGAGGUGGCGGGGUCGCGAGCAACCGCGUGGGGUGGCAUUCCGAGGCAGAAUUCCCUGCAGCACGGUGAUGACCGGGCCGCGACCGCCUCGUUAAACGGUAUGAGCGCCGUGCCUGGUGCUGCCAGCGGCAAGGUGGUCAUACAGCAAGGAGUGGACUCGAGCGCGCGCGACGCGAAACCUCCUGCUGCCCAAUCUGCGGUCUUCGCCUCCACGGACCACGAUGCGACCGUGUCGAUGAACGGUAUGAGCGUCGUGGAAGGUUUUUCCAGCGGUCGUGAUGUGAUACACCUGGGCGUCGACUCGAGCGGGCGCGACACGGAACCGCCCGCUCCCCCAUCUGCGGUCUUUACCUCGACGGGCCGCGAAACGGCCGCUUCGUUGAACAGUAGGAGCGUGGUGGAUGGUGUUUCCAGUGGCAAGGAGAUCAUACAGCAAGGGGUGGAUUCGAGCCGGCGCGACAUGGAACUGCCCGCUCCCCCAUCUGCGAUCUUUACCUCGACCGGCCGCGAUGCGACCGCUUCGUUGAACGGUAUGAGCGCGGUGGAAGGUGUUUCCAGCGGCAAAGAGAUCAUACAGCAAGGAGUGGGCUCGAGCGGGCGCUUCGCGGAACCUCUUGCUACCCAAUCUGCAGUUUUCGCGUCGAUGGACCAAGAUGCCGCCAUUUUGAUGAACGGUAUGAGCGUCGUGGAAGGUAUUUCCAGCAGUCGGGAUGAGAUACACCAGGGUGUGGAAUCGAGCGGGCGAGAACGCGAUUCUCGUGUCGCCCCGUGCGCUAGCCACUCGUCCGACUUCAUCCCCACAGAUGUCGAUGAUGACAAGAGGGAGCGUAUCUCCGUGAAAGCCUCGUCCGUUUUUGAAUCUUCUGGCGGCGGCACGUGUAUGGUCCAGGCUGGCGCUAGCGGGAGGGGACUUAUAACAGGUGAUGGUCUUGGAGGAGCUGAUCAUUCCCGUGGUGCGUCCGCGACCGCUCCAUGUCGACACGACGUUGGACCCACGAAUAUUUCCUCGGCAAAAGAGCGUGUCCUGCGCUUCCAGAAUACGCUCUUCGUAUCCUCCAGCGAUAUCGCCUCGGAAAGCAGUUCGGCCGCGAACGGGGGGAGUAGUAGAAGUAUCAUUCGACGUGGCGAGUCGAACGAGCACGAGAACUAUGCGCCAUCACCGAAGGAGACAAGAGCAACGGGAGUUGGUAGCGACCAGAUAUCGGGAGCGGGCCGGGCCGGAGGUGAUAGGAAAGGUGAACCCAAGCUAGCCUUUCUGAGAAGUCGUCCUCCCGUAGAGAAGGACGUGCCGAGGCGGAGGGGCGUCGCUGGUCUUGCAUUGGCGGCCGCGACAACCACCGUGCCCUCCGCAACGGUACCGGGGUCUGAAAGCACCACUAUCGACGACGAGAAACUCGAUGGCGAUGGGGGAGCUGAUGAAAGUAUGGACAGUAGCGGUCGGGGGAACCCGAAAGGCCUACUUCAGGUUCCGUGGGGCGCUCGAGGUUCAACCGAAAUCGACGUGUCCGAGCACAUACUCCCGGCUUUAUGUGAUUCUCCUGCUGCGAGUGAGUUCUUGAGCGCAGACUCGGACAAACAACGAACAGGUGCUGGCCACCACCAUGGCGGGAGCCGACGGAAGUUUGGAGGUGCCUUACCGCGACUAUCUUUGACCUCUCGGAACAUUCCUACCGAGAGCUCCCUCCCUCGCCGGCGCUCUGUAGACGCGUGGCAUCAUCCGGUAGACGAGUCGAUGAACAGCCUGCGCGUGUCUAUUCAGGAGGAGGAAAACGGGGGUGCUACGAGCAUCGGCGCCGGCAUCGGUGGUGGCACGAGCGACAUGAACACCGAGGAAGAGGACGACCUCCCGAGGGUGGAUGUUACGACACGCGAAGGGAGCAGCAACCGCGGCGAGUCUGGGAAGGGAGGAUCGGGCCUUUGGGGUCUGAAGAAUAAAGCGCCCGUCGCUUACGAUCUGCCUCGCCGUGGCUCGGGAUACUCUGCGGAUUCUUCCGGGCGUGCGGACGGGAGUCGAGGUCAGAUCUUGCCCCAGCGGGAGGAGACCGGCGAUGUCUGGGUUGGAAAUGAUCCCGACAGUGCUGGUGCGACCGCUGGUGAGGGCAGGGAACGAUCUAGCUCCGGGGCAAGGAGCACCUCUGUCUUCGCUGGACUAAUGGGCCAAGCGCGCAGGCCACUUGAGAGCGACCGGCCUAGACGCCGCGAGUCCAUGGAGACUUCCCUUGUGAGCGAAAGAGUUGUGCUUCCGGGCGAAGAUGUGUCGAAAGCCAGUGGUGCGAGCGCAGAAGACGUCGACAGCUCGUCCGGGUUCGCCGUGUCGGCAAGCCGUAGGGCAGGCGGCAGCAACAAAGUAUCAAGGGAAUUGAGGUGGCCCGCGGGUGCAAAGGGAACAACUCCCGUCGCCAGCGAUCUUCCCCGCCGAAGCUCCAGUUACUCUGCCGAUACCUCGACUCAUUUCACGGGUGAAUUAGACGUCUCCGGAGGCAGAGCAUUUCAGGAGGAGGCACAUAAUGCGGAAAGGAUCGCAUUUGGUAUUCGGAGCGAUGCUAAGCCCGGGGUUGACUCUGCCAGGCAAGAUUCUCGUGGAAACCCCGUUGCGAGCGGCGGUCGGAAGAGCGUUUUUCCGACGCUCGUUGGGUACAAGCAUGCACCGGUCGAGAGCGAUCUACCCCGGCGUCGGGCUAGCGAAUACUCAGGAGCAGCAGAACCUAGCGAGGAUCCCAGGGUGGACGGGGCGAUGGGUGGUGGUGCCGAUGCAGAUGAGGCCGCAGCUGAUGAUUCGAUCGGCAAGAGCGACGUCGACAGCAGCAGGGGACAAAGGAGGGACGGGGCGCGAUGGGGCUUGGGGCGUAGAGCGCCCAUCGCGAGUGAUCACCCGCGGCGUUCCUCUGUCCGCUCAUCGGGCCCUGCUCACGCCGUAGCCGCUCUCACUCCUCAGGGUUCGUCACGCCAUGACGACGCUGGCCUCCCGGAAAGCUUUGUAUUUGCCGAAGACUACACCUCUGUUCGUCUAGGGGAUGGACUAGGGGUGAGCGUUGGGUCAUCUAUGUUAGAGAGUGGAGAAAGCAGCAGUUUAAUACGGGGUUGGAGCGGCCGGACCCAGUCCGCUCGUAGCCAGCAUUCCCCCCGGCACGGGGACGUGGAACCCGAGGUGAAUACGGACGGCUUUAGCUUCACCCGGGGUCCUACCGCCGUUCGCUCCGGCCAUGGCCUAGGUAUCAGCAUUGGAUCGUCUAUCGGAGAGAUCGAUGGAAAUGAUCAUGAUCUUGGGGAUCUGAAAGACCAAGCCUAGGAGGUUUCACCAGUGCGGAGGGUUGUUCGAGAAAAUGGUGCUUGAUUGUGAAAUACCGGUGAAGACUAGUGAUAAUAUAAUGCGGUAACAGCCCGCAAUAUUUCCCGAGAUCACAAGAGGGAUGUUGUGUUUGCCCCCAGAGUUGCUUCUUGGGAGCGCGCAGGUGUGGCCCCCAAACGCAGAAAUGCUUUACCUUAUUUCGCAGCACGCGGUUUAUUGUUGUCGAAUGCAUAUAUAUCAGAAACAAAGCGGGGCUUUGAAAUUUGGAUACACGAUACCACGUGUUCUAUCUGCUGUUGUUUUCUGUUCCCACACGCGAUCUCAACUUUGGUGUAGAUUGUGAGUGGACUUUCGAGCGUCGGCGAACGCUUUUGUCCAAGUACACCUGCUGUAAACCUUGUGGUGGAAUUGCUAAUUGCUGAUUGGAGUGUUCUGUGUGGCUGGGUCUGGGAACGGACCGACACCAGCUUGUUGUGUCAAAACCGUUGUAAGUUAGUUCCCUUGUACAAGUGUUAUCCUCCUAUGUUCUUUGGACUCGAGAGGGGUGUUUGAAAAAUGGUUAGCGAUUGCCGCUGAUCGCUGUUUGCUCCUGAAAAUACGGUGAGCUCGUGAUAAAGGACUAUGAAGUAUUCGGCGUGUAACGAGGUAUCUUUAGAAAAUAUAGCUUUCCAAAUGCGGCAUGUUGGGCCUGUGUAGGUCUUUGCCGAGUCAGUCCUUUGUUGGAGGGCUGCGUUUUUUGCACAUUUUUGUUGAGCUGAUUCUACGGAUGGUUGACGUUCGAAGAAAGUGAACAAAAGUCUGCUGCUCUUCAGAAUAACGGAGCCUCAUUCUCGUGUUGGUCAUGAAGUCUAGUAUUUUCGCGUAAGGAGACGCGUUGCCAUUUGUAGGAGAACUGUGACGUUAUUCAUUUUGUGCGUAGAGCGGAUGGGACGACAAUGUGCCUUGGUCGGCGAUCAAAGCGCUUCUUUCAUUAUGGAGAGAAGAAACUCGCUUGUUGUGGAGUGGCAAGGCGGGCACGGAUGCUGUCACGGAGAUGACUGCUCUGUGCUACCGUGCACACAUGCUUUCAGAACAAUAGGGCGUGUCCGCCACAGGAUGAGGAUGGCGAGGUAGCGUGCGUACCGUAGCAAGAGGGUCAUGUCCUUGGAGGUGGUCAUGCAUGCAUUCGACAACCUAUUCUCCACCAGACGCAUUGAUGCAAAUCCUUGUAUUUUGUUAUUUCGGGGAUCACGUCACCUUUCAGUUUUUCCCCUACUGUACAUCUUGUUCAUCACCAUUGUGGUCGGUUGUUGCUGUGCUCAUUGAACGUUGACGGUGUUUUAGUCUUUACACUAAACCUCUGGCUGCCGUAUCCCGCGCUGAUCCGCCAAACGAACCGACAGGAUUCGGGUUCACAGAUCGACACAAGUAUACAUACGAUGAAGAGACAGAGAAAAGAAAAGCAACGAAAAUAACUACAACUAGUCUAUGCCGAGGAAUGCCCAAAGGAAAAACCGUUACAAACAAACCUAUACAUACGUAGCAUGUAUCACCCGAACCACGGGAUUCAAUUCAAAUACCAGCAUAUUCCUCACGGAAGCUAUAUCAUGCGUAUCAUAACUCCGACAACAGUCCACACCCAGACUCCCUUAGAGGUGCGAAGGGGGCUUCGCGAAGCGAAGAACAGUAAUAAUAGUGCAGGUCUAGUAGUACACUCCGUCGCAGAGCAUGCCUUCGCUGGCUCAUCGCCGCGAAAUAUUUGACACCACCCACUGUAAAGACCAAUCAAUACUUAUUUUGCUACAUGGGAGAGUACACAAACCUCGAACAGGAAGGAACUAUCGCGCCAAAUUUAUGGUGGAAGAUACAAACCAACAGGGGGUUUCGCUUUCUACGCAAUAACCGAUGAUCCCAGUGCACCGAUCCACUGUCGAAAGUGACGGCCAUUUCGUCCCGGGAUUGGUUGAAUGGCGGCGGUACCAAAACCACGAGGACAACAACAGCAACUGUACCUACCUAUUUUGUCCCAGCUGACCAACUCGGCCCUCCUAGCGUUGCCAACAUGAUCCAUUUCAUGAACCCCGGAAAUGUCUGGACAUCACUCUUGUGCAUUCUUGACGAUCGAUCAAUCUUGGCUAUGGCCAAAACGGAAAAUACCGAAUGUUCAGUAUCGAUAACGCACGACUCUUUGAGUCAUAUUGCAGCUGCUGGCAUGUAUGUCUACCCCCCCUUCCCCCCCCCCCCCCCCCCCCCCCCCCGAUCUCGAUCUUGCACGUCAAACCUUGUGUUCUUUUGUGUAUAGAACGUCAAGUGGCACCAGCCAGUCGAGCUUAAUCGACGACCUGGUUGGUGCAACGAAGGGGUGUGGGAAGAAGUUCUAUGGCGUCGUUGGCCAUCCGUGGAACAUGUUGCCACCAGAAAAGACCGGCAUGAACCAUGACUGAUUUUCGGGAAUUACUGACUCGGUUUCGAAGAAGAGCGGUCGUUGCAUUCCCCUCCCUCUACCCCACCCUGCUCCACAAACUAUGCAUGCAUAGGAACGCUUGAAACUCUGGCUAUGAAUCAGCUAUGCAUGCAACCUGCAUACCGCCAUAGACGACGCACGAUUUUUUCUUUUUUCUGGUCUUCGCCGCAUUUGAGCCCGUCGUCCAUGCUCCUUCCUUUGAAGCUGGAUUUGCGAGUCGGCACUACACCGGUUGCUGUCGCCAGUGCCGCCGCACCUCCCAUUGCACUACAAACCAUAGCCUAUCUAUGGUGGAGUCGCUGUUGUUCUGGGUGCGCCCCAUCCCGCCCGGCGCAGGACAUA
Molecule: messenger RNA, 12028 nt
Organism: Ectocarpus sp. CCAP 1310/34
Lineage: Eukaryota; Phaeophyceae; Ectocarpales; Ectocarpaceae
Source: the annotation of a GenBank genome assembly